AUGAAAGCCAAGGCUCCGGUCAAGGCUUUCGUCGUAAAGGUAGGCGAGGGCGGCGUCGAGGAGGCAAGAAAGAGCCUUUGGUCCGAUCUGCUGAAGGGUCUCCCUGCCCCGAAGAUCGCGAACACGGUGACCCUUCCACGCGGAGAUAUCCUGGUGAAACCGGUGGACGAGGGGACCUUCAGAGCGCUGAAGAGGAUGGAGGACGAGGGAAAGGCAGUGAGGGAGGAAUCGGCCAGACGGCCGAUGAUCCUGAUGUAUGACGUCGGCAGAGAUAUCGAGAAGGAUAGGUUAGGGAAGCUUUUGGCGGAACAGAAUCCGGAUUUAGGUAUCGGUGAGGAGACCGUGGUCCCCCUCUUCAUGAAGGGGCCCAAGACGGGUGAUUCAGUAUGGUGGGUCUGCGCGGUCGCGCCAGACGCGUACCAAAAGGUCGUAGGUAAGCGUGUUUACUUAGGCAUGUCGUGUUGUCGAGUUGAAGAAUUUUCUGACGUGGUUAGGUGCUUCAAGUGCCAACGCUUUGGUCACCGCACGACUAAGUGCCCGGCGAGUUCGGACACCUGUGGCAAAUGCGCAGAAGUUGGUCACCAAGCCAAGGACUGCAAGAGCAAUGCCUCAAGGUGUGCCAACUGCCGGAAGGCAGCCCCAUCGGCCCACGCAGAGUGCGCAGCCAAGCUCAGGGCGACGCUAAACGCGGCCCGUAGGACGGACUUCGGUAGGACUUCCAAAUGA
Molecule: messenger RNA, 726 nt
Organism: Cinara cedri
Lineage: Eukaryota; Metazoa; Arthropoda; Insecta; Hemiptera; Aphididae
Source: the annotation of a GenBank genome assembly